This is a messenger RNA of Thunnus maccoyii (southern bluefin tuna), 2442 nucleotides long. RefSeq names its product bone morphogenetic protein 7b (gene bmp7b). The transcript is spliced from 7 exons. Gene Ontology annotation, biological process: SMAD protein signal transduction. NCBI's taxonomy places the organism in Eukaryota, Metazoa, Chordata, Actinopteri, Scombriformes, Scombridae. Gene Ontology annotation, molecular function: cytokine activity; growth factor activity. The coding region runs from base 285 to 1568 and encodes 427 amino acids. The record is from RefSeq and is a predicted model, not a curated record. Gene Ontology annotation, cellular component: extracellular region.
UCGUGUCUCUCCCGUGUCUCUCUGCAGUUGCAGGCUGCACUACAGUUGGUAGCUGUUGGCCACAGGUUGUGGAUGAGGGCACGCGCACACAAUCCGCCUGAAAACCAAUCAAUAAAAGGACUCUGAAGUGAAGUUGAUGUUUCAUUUGGGAGCACUUCCCUCAACAUGAGGGUCCGUAACUGAUUUUGGAUAUUGAACACAGGCUACCAGUUGCUAAAAGUUCAAUAUCCAUUUUCUAGAGUUUCGGCGAACAGAACUGGGCGCAAUUACGCACGGCGUUUACUAUGGCACCGAUUUUGGAUAGACGAGCUCCCGCUUUACUCUUGGUUUGGAGUUACUGCGUACUGGCGGAUACUGCUUUUACGAACUUUACUUUGGACAACGAGUUCCACUCCAGUUUUAUCCAUCGUCGGCUCAAGAGCCAGGAGCGCAGAGAGAUGCAGCGGGAGAUCCUGUCGAUCCUGGGGCUGCCGCACCGGCCGCGACCCCACCUCCACGGAAAGCACAACGCUGCCCCGAUGUUUAUGUUGGACUUGUACAACGCCAUGUCCACUGAGGGGGACGAGGACAGAUACUCCUACCCCUACAAGCCCGUCUUCACCACCCAGGGGCCCCCGAUAGCCAGCCUGCAAGACAACAACUUCUUGAACGAUGCAGACAUGGUCAUGAGCUUUGUCAAUUUAGUGGAGCACGACAAGGAAUUCCUACCAGUGCGGCGGCAUCAUCGAGAGUUCAGAUUCGACCUAUCACGGAUCCCCGAGGGCGAAGCAGUCACUGCUGCUGAGUUUCGUAUAUAUAAAGACUUCAUCCAUGAACGUUACGAUAAUGAGACCUUCCGCAUCAGUGUCUACCAGGUGCUGGAGGAACACUCUGAUAGGGAGUCUGACCUGUUUCUCCUGGACUCAAGGGUGAUCUGGGCAGCACAGGAGGGCUGGCUGGUUUUUGACGUGACAGCCACCAGUAACCACUGGGUCCUGAACCCAGGCAGAAACCUGGGUCUACAGUUGGCUCUGGAGAGCACAAAUGGAGAGAGUAUUAAUCCUCGUGUGGCGGGGUUGAUUGGUCGUAGUGGGCCUCAGAAUAAACAGCCCUUCAUGGUGGCCUUCUUCAAAGCCACUGAGGUGCACCUGCGAAGCAUCCGCUCAGCACCAGGGGGGGCCAAACAGCGUAACCCCAACCGCUCCAAAGGGGCAAAGAGCCAAGAGGCACUCAGAGUGGCCAACGUUGCAGAAAACAGCAGUACUGAUCAGAAGCAGGCGUGUAAGAAGCAUGAGCUCUACGUCAGUUUCAGAGACCUGGGGUGGCAGGACUGGAUCAUCGCUCCAGAAGGAUAUGCAGCGUACUAUUGCGAGGGAGAGUGUGCCUUCCCACUGAACUCCUACAUGAACGCCACAAACCAUGCUAUUGUGCAAACCCUUGUCCAUUUCAUUAACCCAGAGACGGUUCCGAAGCCUUGUUGUGCUCCCACGCAGCUCCAUGCCAUCUCAGUGCUCUACUUUGAUGACAGCUCUAACGUCAUCCUCAAGAAAUACCGCAACAUGGUGGUCAGAGCUUGUGGCUGCCACUAGAUUGUCAGCAUCUUCACAUAGAGACACACACAUACACACACACACACACACACACUCAAACAAACACACACGAGUAGAGAGGGCUUCUCUUUGCUGUCAGACACCAUUUGAAACUUUGAGAGCGAAUUACAGUGCAUGCUCAUGCAUUUUAUGAACGUUCAGAGAGUUCAAGACGGUUUCCUGUGUGGAAAAAGCUCUCAUUUCAUUCUCAAGGUUGUCUUGAAGUAAACAUGAUGUUGUGUGGCCAAACAGGGAUUUCAGUCAAUUUUAGAUUCCUCUCCACAAGUACACACACGCACGCGCGCAAACAAACACGCACAUACACACCCUUUUGUGCUUUCUACUGUGUAUACAAGACAUUUAAAGCAGUGAUUGUACUGUAUAUUCAUUCACAGUCAACAGUCUUUUGUUUAUUUCAGUAACUGUUAUUGUAGUUCAUUCUUUUACUGUAGAUUUUAUUAUAUAUAUUAUAUUUUUAUGACUGAGAGACCCGGAUGGAAGUUCUGAAUUUAUGAACUCUUCUAUGUACAAUACUGUGUAAAUAAUUUUUCAAACAAAGCAAGAAGUGUAUUUAUUUCCUGGAAUGUCAAUAGGGUAUGUGUUUUCUCAUGUAUGUACUGCUUCCUGUUUUCUUUCACAUGAUAGUACAUAUAUAAACUCUGCAAAAACGAAAACAAAGUUGACAGGAUACUACUUUGACACGAGUUCAGGCUCACACGCCUCUCUCUGCCUGACGUGUGGUGGGAGGCAAUUUAUGACAACUUGGACCUGUGGAAAUGUCUACAGAUUUUUAUCAUUCGAAGCUGUUACAUAAAACCUGCACAUUUUCACGACAACAAUCAACUGAACUGUCGGGGUGCGGGCGGGUGGGGUG